Molecule: messenger RNA, 2182 nt
Organism: Drosophila ananassae
Lineage: Eukaryota; Metazoa; Arthropoda; Insecta; Diptera; Drosophilidae
Exons: 5
Coding region: 172-1767 (531 amino acids)
Source: RefSeq, a predicted model, not a curated record
GACGCAGUUGUUUUUUGGCAAAAAACCAUUCCUGCACCUGUUGCCCGAUUUGUCGCCUGCGAAUUCGAUUUCAGUGCAAACCUGCGUUUGGUCUUUUUUAUGCCCUGUAGUGGUAAUCGCUGCCAAAUUAAUUGCGUCGAAGUUGGAUUCGAUCGGUGAAGCAGUACGAAAAUGGGCAACACCAGUUCAAAAGGGGAGUCGGACGCCAGCGAGCCGCCCCUGGAGGGGGGGAAGCACAAGGCCAAGCUACAGGUCCAGAACCAGCACAAAGGAAGCAUAAACUCCGCUUCAAGUGGCGCCAGCUCUGACGUAGGCGGUAGCAACAACAGCCUAAUGGUGCAGCAGGUCCAGGGCUCUAUGACCAGGUCCGCAUCCGGGGCGGAUGUUACCGAGAAAUACCUUACCCAGUUGGUGCCAGUGGAGAAGCUGGCGGAGAUUCUCAGGGAGCAGUCGUCAGCCAAGUUCGGCGUUAAUGGUAUAGUGUCAGACGUCUUUGUGUCACAAGUCUUUCCGCAGUACGCGGAUCUGGGCCAGCGGUUGUUCAGGCUGAUGCAUACGAACUCCAAGGCCACCACCAAGCAUCUGGGUGCCGUGGCCUUCCGACAGCAAUGUGAACGCUUUCUCGGCAUCAUGGACGAUGCAAAGACGUUGGAGUGCUACAUAAAGAUGUAUUCGCAAGACGACAAUCCCGACUUUAUCGACAAAACGGGCGUCACCCGUCUACUACACAUAUGCUACACCAUUGCCAUGCAGCACUCGGGCAACGCUGUUCUCUGCCAGGCCAUCAACCGCACCUUCGGCUCGGUAACCAAGUCGAUAUUUCUUUGUCACGACAGCCUGAGUCUGGGCUAUGUGUGUCGCUGGUUCGAGCAGAACCUCAUCCGACUUGUGCUGCUGGUACACAAGUACUGCGUGCACACGUUGUCCACCGCUUAUCGCGGUCUAGAGCAGCAGACCCAGUCAUGCGGCAUCGAGCUGCAGACCCCGGUGCUCGAGCAACGCAAUCCCUUCACGGACACCACAGAUCACAGUGGUGGUGCAGCUUUCUUGGAUUCCCUGAUGCCACUCUCACAGGCAUGGCUCCUAGCUGGAGCUCUGCCGCCACUCUACUCCAAGCCGCAGACAGUAGCACCAUCGCCGGCAAGCAAAAGCAAUAACAAUAGCACAGCAUCCACAGUCGUGCAGAUCUUUAAGGAGAAGCUCUCGAUGAUGCCAUCGCACUGGACGCUGCUGUACGAUUCCAACGAGCACGGAGUAGGUGCCAAUCGAUUCCUGCAUCACGUUCUUGGCUACCGGGGACCAACACUCGUACUGCUGCACACCAAGGACGAGCAGACGUACUGCAUCGCUGCGCCCAGUGAAUGGAAGGAGACGCACCUGUUUGUGGGCGGGGAGGGAAGCUGCGUCAUUCAGCUGCUGCCUAAGUUUGUGAUACUGGAGAAGAAGCCCAAUAUUCUGUAUCUGAACACGAGCAUACGCGGCUAUCCGAAGGGAUUGCGUGCCGGCGCCGAUCCCCGCAAGCCCAUCAUAGCGGUCGACGAGCACUUUGAGAACGUUGACUGCAAGGGCCUGGCUGCAGGACUAAUGUCGAUAGAGGUAUGGGGCUGCGGCGACAAGACAUCACGCGAAGUGCAAUUGGACAUCAAGAAGUGGCAGAUCAAGGAGGCCGAACGACAACGAACGGUGAAGCUCACGGCCGCCGACUGGAUGGACCAUCCGGAUCGAUAUCUACUCGAGCUGGGUGGCAGGCAGAACUACAACAAUUGAUCGGAGCAGUAGCUGCGAGGAGCACUCCAUUACGCGUCGAAAUUUACUGGGAUUCGUUACAAUUAUGCACACGCAGCACGAGAAGCAAUCACUGGACUGAAUUUGUUUUUAAUUGAUGUUGAUUGAUAUUUGGUUUACUUGUUUUCUUCUAUUAUCAGCGUUUAGUAUUCAAUUUGAUUUAUGUUCGUAACGUGAAUUCCGUGUAUGCCUUUAAAUGUACUUCGUUUCAUAUCUGUGUCUGUCCUCACUUCUCUGUCAGGCAUCUCUGUCCAUUUUCUGUCCGUCAAUUUUAAUUUAAUGUUUGUUUCGUUUUGUAUCUUCGUUUAAACUUAAAAUGCAAGUAUUAUGAAAAAGACAUGGAAAUCGAAGUGCUAAACAAAUGAUUCAAUAAAUGUUAAUUAUAAAAAAUAUUAAA